GCCAGUUGUCCGCCAGCUCGAGCCCUAGAGGACGCAGCGACUGCUCCGCCGUCUGGUAGCACUCGGAGGAGUCUCGUCGACGUGAGUGCGAACACUUUCUAUCCGUAUUAUCUGACAAUGUGGACCCAGUUGCGCAGUACUUUGCUGGCAAAAGCAGUCCGGAGAAAACUUGUCAUUCGGUACAGCUGAGCUGGCUCCUCGUUCGCCUUGUCCCCAGGCAGCCGUCGUUUGCUCCAGCUUUCACUGAGCCAGUAUGGCUACGCAAGCGUUUCAGACCUACCUGCGGACGAGACCACGCUUUGCCGCUGCUUUCCCCGCUGAGGAUGUCGUCCCCGCACCCCCUUCAUAUCCUCUCUCAGAACAGGAUCUGCGUCGUCUCAGAUACCAGCGCAACAUCGGAGUGUCUGCGCAUAUUGACUCUGGCAAGACGACAUUGACCGAGCGGAUACUGUACUACACUGGACGUAUUCGGGAGAUUCACGAAGUCCGAGGUCGAGACAACGUCGGUGCGAAGAUGGACAGUAUGGAGCUAGAGAGGGAGAAGGGUAUCACCAUUCAAAGUGCGGCGACUUUCUGUGACUGGGUUGCUACCAUGCCGGCGACUGGUGAGCAAGAGGAGUACGCUAUCAACAUCAUUGAUACUCCAGGCCACGUCGACUUCACUAUUGAGGUUGAGCGGGCGCUGCGUGUCCUGGACGGCGCAAUCCUGGUCUUGUGUGCAGUCUCCGGUGUACAGAGUCAAACAACCACGGUCGAUCGGCAAAUGCGGCGGUAUAACGUUCCUCGGAUUUCGUUCAUCAACAAGAUGGACAGACCUGGUGCAAACCCGUGGCGUGUCAUUGAGCAGAUUCGGACCAAGCUGCGCAUAUCCGCGGCAGCUCUGCAGGUUCCCAUCGGUGUGGAAGACGAGCUCAAGGGCGUCGUCGACCUCGUGCGCUGGAAGGCCGUCUACAACGAGGGCGUAAAGGGCAACAACGUUGUGAUCUCAGACGAGAUCCCGGACUCCGUCAUCGACUUUGCCAAGCAGAAGCGUCGUGAGCUCAUCGAGCAGUUGGCAGAUGUUGACGAGGAAAUGGGCGAGAUGAUCAUCAUGGACGAGGAGCCCAACACGCAACAGCUCGCGGAGGCUAUCCGCCGUGCGACCGUUGGCCUCAAGUUCUCGCCGGUCUUCAUGGGUUCUGCGGUCAAGAACACUGCGGUACAGCCACUGCUCGAUGGUGUCUGCGCGUAUCUCCCCACACCUGAGGAAGCUGGAGCUGUCGCGCAUGACACCUCACUGCCCGUCGAUGCUCCAAUGGUACCUCUUGUCCCUGCUGCUCAGGCACCACUUGUUGCGCUCGCGUUCAAGCUCGAGGAAGGCCGCUUCGGCCAACUCACGUACAUGCGUGUCUACCAAGGGAGCUUGCGUAAGGGCCAGUUCAUCUUCCAUGCGCGCUCGGGCAAGAGGGUCAAGGUUCCGCGUCUCGUACGCAUGCACAGUAACGAGAUGGAGGACAUUGAGGCGAUCGGGCCAGGCGAAAUUUGCGCCAUGUUCGGUGUCGAUUGUGCUUCCGGUGACACCUUCACUGACGGUUCGACGUCAUAUUCGAUGAUGUCGAUGUUCGUGCCUGAACCUGUCAUCUCGCUGUCUCUCAAGCCCAAGGGUCAAGAAACGCCCAACUUCUCUCGUGCCCUGAAUCGGUUCCAGAAGGAAGAUCCGACCUUCCGUGUGCAUGUCGACGGGGAGAGCAAGGAGACGAUCAUCUCCGGCAUGGGUGAGCUGCACCUCGAGAUCUACGUUGAGCGCAUGAGACGCGAGUACAACGUCGACUGCGUCACCGGCAAGCCGCGCGUCGCGUUCCGCGAGACGAUCACGGAGCGCGCCAACUUCUUCUACACGCACAAGAAGCAGACAGGUGGUGCCGGUCAGUACGGGCGUGUCAUUGGCUUCGUCGAGCCGAUGCAAGCAGACCCGGAAACGGGCAAGGACGUUGAGUUCGUGAACCAGGUCAUGGGCGGAAACAUCCCAACCAGCUACAUCCCGGCUUGCGAGAAGGGUUUCUACGAGGCACUCGAGAAGGGCACGCUAUCUGGGAACCCAAUCUGCGGCGCCCGGCUCGUCCUGCAGGACGGUCUAGCGCACUCGGUCGAUUCGUCUGAGCUUGCUUUCCGGCUGGCAGUUAUCGGCGCUUUCCGUGAGAACUACAGGAAGAUGAAUCCUAUCAUCCUCGAGCCCGUUAUGAAGGUUGAGGUCGUCUCACCUGCCGAGUUCCAGAGUGCGGUCAUCGGUGGUUUGACUGCGCGUCGCGGGACGAUCACAGACAGUGAGGUCCGGGAGGAAGAAUUCACGUGUACGGCUGAGGUCGCGCUGAACGAUAUGUUCGGCUACUCUAACCACCUCCGUGGCAACCACAUGCCUGUCAUGCCUCAAGUACAGAAGGAGCUGGAAGAGGCGUACAAGAAGAGCCUGCCUCAGGCGAAAAAGUAGACGUUAUGGUAUCAUUGUACAGCAUCUAAUCUUGGUCUUUGCUUUCGACGUCAUCAUGGCCACUAAGACGUAUCCCACACUGUGCUAUAACAUAUCAUUCAUCCUAGCUUUCAUCAAUGAUCAGACGUUACAUCACCC
Fomitopsis serialis is the source of this 2605-nucleotide messenger RNA. Its product is annotated as elongation factor G mitochondrial. Gene Ontology annotation, biological process: mitochondrial translational elongation. The record is from RefSeq and is a predicted model, not a curated record. Lineage: Eukaryota; Fungi; Basidiomycota; Agaricomycetes; Polyporales; Fomitopsidaceae. The transcript is spliced from 10 exons. Gene Ontology annotation, molecular function: translation elongation factor activity; GTPase activity; GTP binding. Bases 254 to 2467 code for a protein of 737 amino acids. Gene Ontology annotation, cellular component: mitochondrion.